Messenger RNA from Dioszegia hungarica, 2508 nucleotides. Its product is annotated as putative rRNA processing-related protein. Gene Ontology annotation, cellular component: PeBoW complex; preribosome, large subunit precursor. Gene Ontology annotation, biological process: ribosome biogenesis; maturation of LSU-rRNA from tricistronic rRNA transcript (SSU-rRNA, 5.8S rRNA, LSU-rRNA). Gene Ontology annotation, molecular function: protein binding; ribonucleoprotein complex binding. The transcript is spliced from 5 exons. Bases 1 to 2508 code for a protein of 835 amino acids. The record is from RefSeq and is a predicted model, not a curated record. Lineage: Eukaryota; Fungi; Basidiomycota; Tremellomycetes; Tremellales; Bulleribasidiaceae.
AUGGCACCUCGCGCUGUACAAGCCGAGAGCUCACGUGCGGCUCAGCGUAAAGCUGUCCCACGCCCAGCUCCCACUGCUGCUCCCGCGGUCAACGGUAGCAAGAAGCGGGCUGCACCCGCGCCGGUUGAGGAAGAGGAGGAGGACGAGGGGCUCAUGAAUGGGGACCAGACGCUCGAGAUGAGUGAUGAUGAGGUGGCGGAAGGAGAAGAGGAGGAUGGGAACGAGGACGAUGAGGACUUCCCCGAGCUGGAUAGCGGGUCUUCGGAUGGUGACGAUGAAGAGGAAGAUGACGACGAAGAGGAGGACGGAUCAGAGUCGGGGUACAACUCGUCUGAUAUCGAGCGGAUGUACGAGGACGGAGAUGAGGACGAGGAGGAGGAAUCGCCAGCGACGACUCCCUCGAGUAGCCGGGAAGACCUCACUAUCGACGAGAAGCUCUCGCGGAUGAUCGCCAAGAACUCGGUCAAGCCGGACGAGGCUAUCGGAACGGACGGAAAGAUAUCGGCGGCCAAGACGGGCAAGGGGAGGGUCGUACCCAGUAAAUACGUCGAGGGGAGUUAUCGGCGGGAGUACGAGGAGUAUGAGGCGGGGUACGGGAGUGAGAGCUCGACUGAAGACAACCCCAACACAGUCGGUAACAUACCGAUGGAAUGGUACGACGACCUCCCGCAUAUCGGAUACGACGUUAACGGGCGUAAAAUCUUCCGGCCGGUCAAGGGGGACGAGCUCGACAAGUUCCUCGCGAAUGUUGAGGAUCCAUCCGCGUGGACAUCGGUCGAGGAUAAGCUCCUCCAGAAGCAGGUGCAGCUUACGGAUCGGGAGCUGGACAUUAUCAGGAGGCUGGAGAGGGCAGAGAACCCGGACAAGGAUUUCAAUCCUUAUCAGGAUACGAUCGAGUGGUUUACGGGCAAGGGCAACGAGAGGGUUAUGCCGCUCAGUGCGGCGCCCGAGCCAAAGAGGCGAUUCGUCCCCUCCAAGUGGGAGCACAAGAAGGUGAUGAAGAUCGUCAAGGCGAUUCGGGAGGGCCGGAUCAUCCCUAACAAACCUACCGCUCAGAAACCGGCCGUCUAUGCCAUCUGGUCCGAGUCCGACCAGCCCCACCAGGAACAUGCCAUGUACAUGCCCGCUCCACAACUCCCUCCUCCCCGCACCGCCGAAUCCUACAACCCACCAGAAGAGUACGUCUUCACCGAGGAGGAGCGGAAAGAGUGGGAGGAGGCAGAAAAGGAGGACCGGAAGACCGACUUCAUGCCCGCCAAGUACGACGCGUUGCGGCAUGUCCCCGGAUACCGCAAUCUGGUGCAGGAACGGUUUGAGCGGUGUCUCGACCUGUACCUCGCUCCGCGGACACGGCGGGUCAAGCUAAACAUCGACCCGGAAUCGCUCAUCCCUAAACUCCCUAGUCCAAGGGAGUUGCGCCCCUUCCCCCUCGCUUCGGUGGUGCAGUACAGGCAUCCGGGGAGCACGCGGGUGCGGUGCGUCUCGGUCAGUCCGUCAGGCGAGUGGGUGGCGUCCGGGAGUGAGGAUGGGGUGGUCAGGUUGUGGGAUCUGGGGAAUGGGCGGGAAGUAUGGAAGUGGGAUCUGAGAGGCGGGGCGGUCCAGAGUGUGGAUUGGUCGCCCAACGCAGAGGAGGCGGUGCUGGUUGCGCUGGUGGAAGGGAAGGUGGUCGUGCUGUCGCCAUUGUGGCUCGUGCCUCCUGCGGUUGCGGCAGCGACGAUGGAGCAUACCAACGCUGGUUUCGCUUCGUCUGCUGCAACGACCAAGGCGGGGGCGGGCAAGGAGGUCAAGGGGGUGGAGGCGGUCAAGUGGGCGAGGCCAGGAGAGAGCGACCGAGAGAGGGGUGUACUCGUGACUAUCGAAGUGCCAGGGACACCAAAACAGGUGGCAUGGCACAGGAAGGGAGAUUACUUCUCGACUGUUGCUGUUGACGCUGCCAACAAAUCCGUCCUCAUCCACCAGCUCUCCAAACACGCUACCCAAUCCCCCUUCCGCAAGACCCCUGGCCAAGUCCAGCGGAUCCAGUUCCACCCUCACAAACCCUGGUUCUUUGCCGCCACUCAGCGUUAUGUGCGCUUGUACGAUCUCGCGGGGCAGACGCUCGUCCGGACGCUCCAGACCGGUGCGCGAUGGAUCAGUUCGAUGGACGUACAUCCUGGAGGAGACAAUGUGGUGGUUGGGAGCUACGAUAAGAAGCUGGGCUGGUUCGAUAUGGAUCUUGGAAACAAGCCAUACAAGACGCUCAGAUAUCAUACCAAAGCUCUCCGAUCGGUCGCCUUCCACCCUACUCUCCCCCUCUUCGCAUCGGCCUCAGACGACGGCACGAUCCAUAUCUUCCACGCGACCGUCUACUCGGACCUGAUGCAGAACCCGCUCAUCGUGCCCCUCAAGAUUCUGCGCGGACACCGGGUGACGGAAGGUCUCGGCGUGUUGGAGGUCAGGUGGCAUCCACAGAAGCCAUGGUUGAUCAGUUCAGGCGCGGACGGGGAAGUCAGACUCUGGUGCUCGUAG